This is a messenger RNA of Mytilus trossulus (common blue mussel), 3224 nucleotides long. RefSeq names its product monocarboxylate transporter 12-like. The record is from RefSeq and is a predicted model, not a curated record. Gene Ontology annotation, biological process: transmembrane transport. NCBI's taxonomy places the organism in Eukaryota, Metazoa, Mollusca, Bivalvia, Mytilida, Mytilidae. Gene Ontology annotation, molecular function: monocarboxylic acid transmembrane transporter activity. Gene Ontology annotation, cellular component: membrane. The transcript is spliced from 2 exons. The coding region runs from base 79 to 1512 and encodes 477 amino acids.
UCGUUGCAUAGUGUAAUUUUUAAAUGAUGACCAUGUAAAUGUAAGAUAUAAAGCAACAGUUAGUCUGAAUACCAUACGAUGAAGGACAGAGAUGAAAGUGUUAAGAGUAUACAUAGAAAUAAUACAGAUGGUGAUAAGAAACCACAAAGUGGUAGACGUUGGAUGAUAGUAUUCUCAGCUUUUGUCAUCAAUAUAAUAGUUGACGGAUGUCUGUUUUCUUUCGGUGUGAUCUAUGUACAGUUCCUUGAAGAAUUCAAAGAAACAAGGAGUAACACCGCUUGGAUAGGUUCUAUGUUAGAUUCAGCUCCCAUGUUAUUUGGUCCAGUUGCUAGUAUUAUCACUAAGCGUAUUGGGUUUAGAAAAGCGACAAUAUUAGGUGGUUUAAUAGGCUUCGCUGGAUUUAUAGCCAGUACUUUUGUCAAUUCUAUUGAGGCCUUGUGUUUAACGUUUGGACUUAUAGCUGGAUUUGGAAUAUCUAUACCUUACCUCAAUUCAGUUGUAGUUGUAACGGCCUAUUUUGAAAAGAAAAGAACGAUUGCUACGGGAUUUUCUCAGAGUGGUGCCGGGCUUGGAACUCUCAUAUUUGCUCCACUAUACGAAUUCCUUAUAGAACAGUAUGGUUGGCGAGGAGCUCUUACUAUAAUUGGCGGUAUUUUAUUACAAACAAUACCAUGUGGUGCAGUUUUCAGAAAUGUCAAUGAUUUUGUGGAAAUAGAAGACGAAGAAAUCAUCAUCGAAAAGCCAUUAGAAAGUAAUAUCAUGACAGAAAAAGAAAACUCUGAAUCCAUAGAUGUAACAGAAAAAAUCAUCGAAAAUUCUGGUACCAGAAAUACAGACAACGAAUCGAAAGCAAGCAUGUCAUUGUUAAGAAACAUUUACAAAAAUAUUUUACGUAAAUUUUCAAUGCUUAAAGACAUUAAUUUCCUACUGUUUACAUGUUCUUUGUUUAUUGUUUACUUUUGGUAUGAUCUCCCGUAUAAUUUUACAGUUGACCGAAUGCAAGGUUUUGGAUAUUCUACAAAGAAAGGUUCAUAUAUUGUAGCAGUAAUCGGUGCUUCUCAUAUUAUUGGUAAUAUACUAUUUGGUUUCCUGGGCAGCAAAAACGAAACAUUUAGAUUUUAUCUUUAUUGCGGAAGUUUAUGUAUCUGGGGAGUUAAUAUAUGUGCAGUUCCUUUAUUUAGAGAUUACAUUCCAAACAUGAUUUUAGCGGGAACAUUUGGAUUAAUAUCGGCAUGCCAGGAGGCAAUACAUGCAGUAAUAAUUAUUGAUAUUCUUGGUGAAGAUAAAAUUACAGAUGCGUAUGGCCUUUUGAUGUUUUUUGAAGGAAUUGCUAACUUAACUGGUCCUCCAUUUGCUGGCUGGCUGUAUGAUAUAUCUGGAAGUUAUGACAACACCUACAUCUCAGGCGGAAGUUGUAUAUGUUUUGCUGGAUUAAUGGUUUUGAUAACACGGAUUUGUUUUACGAAAAGCAAGAAUGUUUUGCCUGUAAAAAGCAUUGAAGACGUUUCAUAAUGCAUUGUUCAUUUUUCUCAAAGGAAUCGGUUCAAUAGAUGUAAGAGGAUGUGGUAUGAGUGCCAAUGAUACAAAUCUCUACAAAGUCACAAUUUGUAAAAAGUUAACCAGUAUAGGCCAAAGUUCGGCCUUCAGUCAUUAAUGUAUAAUUGCUGAACAAGUCAUUGUUAACAUGGUUAAUGCCCAUUAUGGCUUGAUGUUCGGUGUGAGCCAACGCUCCGUGUUGAAGACCGUACUUUGACCUUUAAUGGGUUACCUUUACAAAGUGUGACUUGGAUGGAGAUUUGUCUCAUUUGCACUCAUACUACAUCUUCUUACAUAUACAUUGAAUUUAUAAACUUUUGACAUUCUACGUUUUUAACAUAAUUAUUCAUAAAAAAAAUCAUGAUAUGUCAAGUCUAUAUGUUUUCUAUUUCUCUCAAUAGUACAAAUGAGCAAGUCCAAAGUCUGGAACCCCGUCAGUGAUUGUCCUUAGUCUACUCUAAGGACAUUUGGUGUUGAUGGUAUGUCUUUCAUUGGCAUUCAAAGCGAUCUUAAUCUCUGCAUAUACUACAUUGACUACAUAAUACGGUUUGGUUAAUUAUCAAUACCAUAUGUUUUCCUUCAGAUGUCUUUUGUGUUGUGUAAUUUGUCAUUGACACGAGAUUUCGGAUAAUUCAAAACACGUACAAAUUAAACGAUUGAACUUAUUUUUAUAACAAAACAAUUAAUAUUUCUUUCGUUUUAAUCCUUUCUAUUUUAGCAACUAAUGUCAGACUGACUAAUACCAUUUUUGCACCGCCAGAAAGAACUCAGAAAUAGCAUUAAAUAGCAUUGGACGAGGCAAUAUAAUGUCACUUUAAUUCUACUACAAGCCAUCUUAGAAUUCCGUUAAAUUAUGAAGGAAAAACGUAUCUUUCCAUUGGAAAUGUUUCAAACUGUUAGGGACACUAAUUAGUGCCUAACAUAAAUUGAGUUUUGUGUUGCAUUAAAUGAAUAUACAUGUACAUUUUUUAACUUAACGCGGCAAUGCAUGUUUUUUUAAUUGUGAACAUAGAAUAUUGACAAAUAAUUUUGAAAAAAAUGUUGUUUUUUUUUCCAUAUACAACAUUGCUAAAUUUUACAAGUCUAAUAAUGCUUCCUUGAUGGUCACCGAUACAGGUAUUCCGCUGAGCUGUGACAGUCCCUGAUUCUUGUUUAAUGUGUUUAACGGGAACAUGACAGAUAAAGAAUGUUAUGUACAUUCAACCUGGAACAAAUAGUCAUCUCGAUAAGAUUGACAAUGAACACUCAUUGCUAUAAAUAUAAGUUUAUUUUCGGCAUCUUCUGGUUUUAUAAACAUUGAUAAAUAUGUAAGUUCUAAUUAUUUACUGUUGUUUCUACUGCAUGCGACUAUAGUAUGGUAAUACGAAUAAUGCAAGCAUACCAAGAGAUGAUUUAUCUGUUAACACACGCUAUCACUUCUUCGAUUGGAAUCGUGGAAUUCCGAUUAUUUUCAACUCAAUUUGUAUAUAACAUGUUAAAUAAGGAGAUGUGGUAUACUUGUUAUCUACACAAUCAUUCAAGGUAAACCUAAGGACGUAAGAUGCAAGAAAAUAUUUGUUACAGUAUUUUUAACCAUUAAUAACACAAUCAUGUUUAGAGAUGCUUUUUAACCAUUAACACAUGUUUAGAGAUGCAUGAAAUUAUUUGUGUAUUUCUGUCUCUUUCGGAAGUUCAGAACAGAUUCUACC